Saitoella complicata NRRL Y-17804 is the source of this 2988-nucleotide messenger RNA. RefSeq names its product aspartyl-tRNA synthetase. Gene Ontology annotation, molecular function: RNA binding; aspartate-tRNA ligase activity; ATP binding. The transcript has 2 exons. NCBI's taxonomy places the organism in Eukaryota, Fungi, Ascomycota, Saitoellomycetes, Saitoellales, Saitoellaceae. Gene Ontology annotation, biological process: aspartyl-tRNA aminoacylation. Gene Ontology annotation, cellular component: cytosol; cytoplasm; aminoacyl-tRNA synthetase multienzyme complex. The record is from RefSeq and is a predicted model, not a curated record. Bases 33 to 2879 code for a protein of 948 amino acids.
CGGAGAUCUCACACAACGACAAAGAAGACAGGAUGCCGCUCCUCUCAAAAACCCUCCAAAAACUCCACCUCAAACACUCGCCCUCACCUUCUCAAUCCUCGGGGACGCAUUACGACGAUUCAUCCGACGACGAUACGCCUGAGGGUAGCGCUUGGAUCGGAGGCGGAAAGUCCAAACAGAAGCGCCUCGAGCGAAAGAGAGAGAAGAAAAGACAGGCACACCACCGCGCCCUCGACCUCCAGACCCGCCGUCAACGCGAAGACGCCCACGCCGCCAAAGUUGAGCCAGCAUCAGUCCGCGCACUCUACGGUCGCCUCCCUUUCCCUGUGCCCGAAAAUGUUCCGGCGGCGCCCGUCCAGGAGUGGACCAGUGUUGGCGCGAUCGAAGAGGGAGAUGUGGGGGAGGGUGAUGAGGUUACGUUUAGGGCGAGGGUGCAUGCGAGACGGGUGUUGAAUGGUAAGGGUUUGGUUUUCUUCGUGGUUAGGGAGGGGUUGGGGAGGGUUCAGGCGGUGUUGAAGGUUGAGAGGGAGGGGGGGGUGGAGCCGGUCAACGCGAAACCCUCCCCCCACAUGCUCUCCACACUAUCCCAUCUAUCCCCCGAAUCAAUCGUCCUCAUCACCGGCACUCUGCAAAAACCACCUCACGGCGACAUGAUCAAGUCUUGCACGAUCCAACAUUUGGAAGUCAAGGUGCGUGGGAUGUGGGUGUUGGCCGAAGCCCGUGGUGUACCCGUCCGCGUUCGGGAUCUCGAGCGUCCUCGGAAGGGAGCGCCCGGUGAGGAAGAAGUGCCGUUACGCACCAGAAUGGCAAACCGCGUCUUAGACCUGCGUACACCCUCUUCCCUGGCAAUCUUCCGCAUCCAAAGCGGUAUCUGCAACCUCUUCCGCACUCACCUAACCUCCCUCUCCUUCACUGAAAUCCACACCCCAAAACUCCAACACUCCGCAACCGAAUCCGGUGCCUCGGUUUUCUCCGUCCCUUACUUUGGGCGUCGCGCAUUCCUCGCACAAUCCCCACAAUUGGCGAAACAAAUGAGUAUCAGUGCGGGGAUGGGAAGAGUUUUUGAAGUUGGACCUGUGUUUCGGGCGGAGGAGUCGAAUACGAGACGGCAUUUGACGGAGUAUGUUGGGUUGGAUUUGGAGAUGGAGGUGAGGGGGGGGUAUGAAGAGAUGCUCGGGGUUGUGGAUGGGGUGUUUAAGAAAGUCUUUGCUGGUGUAUACGAGAAGUUUGCACGGGAGGUCGAGGUUGUAAGAGAGGUUUUUGGGGGUGAAAGACUGGUGUGGGCUGAGGAGACUGUUGUCUUACCGUUCCGCGAGGGCGUGCGGAUGUUGAAUGAGAGUGGGUGGCGGGAUGAGUCGGGGAAGGAGUUAUCCGACAAAGAGGAUUUAGGAACGAGAGAUGAGAUUAGGUUGGGGGCGUUAGUCAAAGAACGCUACGGUACGGAUUACUUCGUCCUCGACAAAUUCCCGAAAGCAGUACGGCCGUUUUACACGAUGCCCGAUCCCGAAAACGGCGAGUACACAAACUCCUUCGACAUCUUUCUGCGCGGACAGGAGAUCCUCACCGGAGGCCAACGAAUCCAUGAUCCGGAUAUGUUGGAGGAAGCAAUGCGCGCCAACCGGAUUCGUCCCGAUUCGAUGCGAGAGUAUCUUGAUGCGUUUCGGUGGGGUGUUGCGCCGCAUGCGGGGGCGGGGAUCGGGUUGGAGAGGUUGGUGAUGUUGUUUCUGGGGUUGGGGAAUAUUCGCUAUGCGUCGCUUUUUCCGCGGGAUCCGAAGAGUUUGCAGGAGGUUGGGCGGGGAGGGGGGUUGAGGUAUCCCGAGGUGAGUACGGUUGAGCCGCCGUGGGAGGCGAACCCGGAGAAGGAGGAGGGGGAGGAGAAGUUUGGGGCGAUGCCGUUGGAGAAGUUGAUUGGAAAUUAUGGGGAUGCAUCGAAUACUUCCUGGCUCGAACCCAGAUUCGAGGUAUGGCGACACCAACGCUCCGGCGCCGCGGUCGGGUUCGUCGAGGUCGAGGGACAUGCGAUGGUUGUGGGUAACCCACUCUGCGAUGAACGACAAUACGGGGAAGUCAUCGGCGCUUUCCUGACAUGGUUGGGAAGGGAUGGGAGGGCGUUGAAGCCGAUUUGGUUACUUGUUUCCAAAGAGGUCGAGGAGAUUUUGGGGGGUAGGGGGGGGUGGAGGACAUUGAGUUGUGUUGCGGAGGAGAGGGUGAAGGAUCCGGCUGAGAAUGUGAAUAAGAUUAAGGAAGGGGAGGUUGGGAGGAAGUUGAGGCAUGCGAAGCAAGCUGGGAUUAAAAUCACCGAUUUGCCUGCUGGAGAGCCGGUACCGGAGGAGUGGAGGAAGAGGUGUGAUCAGCGGAUUCAGGAUUGGAUCGAUAAUCGGAAGGGGAAGAAACAGGUUCAUUUGACGGACGUACAUCCAUGGCAGGAUAUGGAGCAUCGGAGGUAUUUCGUUGCGGAGACGGCGGAGGGGGAGAUUUGUGCCAUGGUCGUUCUUGCCGAAUUGAGUUUGAAGUAUGGGUACCAAGUCAAGUGGUCUCUCGACUUCCCUGGUGCACCGAGCGGUGCAAUCGAGUACAUCACCCUCCACGCCCUCACCGAAGCCUCAUCCUCCGGCGCAAGGUCCGUAACGUUCGGCGCAACCGCGACGAAUCAUUUCGUCGUCGGUUCGAACCUCAGUGGACUCCGUGCCAAGUUUCUGAGUAAGACUUAUCAUGGGAUCGCGACGCAGUUUAAUUUGGCGGGGAAGGGUGAGUUUAGGGCAAAGUUGGGGGCGGAGGAGGAUCCGUUGUGGGUUUGUUAUCCGAAGCAUGGGAUGGGGCCGGGUGGGGUAAAGGCUGUGAUGAAGUUUGUUGGGGGGGAGGAGCAUUUGGAUGGAUGAGCAUGGUUGGGGUAUACAGUAGGAGAUGGAUACACACGUACACGAUAUGGGAGAGGUGAGAUCGAGACAUGAGAUUUUAUGUGUAUGAUUAGGUGGGUAGAUGUUGGUU